This is a messenger RNA of Anolis sagrei ordinatus, 4567 nucleotides long. It is a transcript of the gene ARHGAP26, whose product is annotated as Rho GTPase activating protein 26. Gene Ontology annotation, biological process: signal transduction. Gene Ontology annotation, cellular component: cytoplasm. The record is from RefSeq and is a predicted model, not a curated record. Gene Ontology annotation, molecular function: GTPase activator activity; protein binding. Lineage: Eukaryota; Metazoa; Chordata; Lepidosauria; Squamata; Anolidae.
CUCCCUCCCUCCCGCGACGUUCCAAUGGUCGGAAAGGGCUCUGUGGCGUUCCAAUGGGGAAGCGGAGUGUCCCGCUUUGAGCCCGGAUGCCGACGGGCGGAGAUGGCUGCGGCGCUGUGAAGGGAAGCCGCUUCUGCACUGCUGCUGCUGCUUCCUCCUCCUCCUCCUCCGCCCUUUGCAUCUCCAAGGGAAGGGAAGGAAGGGGACUCCUGCACCAGCAAGCCACCGCAAUGGGGAGCCGCGCCCCCGGAAUCCGAAGCGUCUCUCGGGAGUGAGCUCUGGCCAUGAGAGCGCCUUUGCCCUCGCCCGCAAGCCCGGUGCGAAUCCUGCGCCUCUUUGGUUCCCCAACCUUAAAGGAACAGGCUCCUUGAAUCAAGGACAUUUCUUCUCAGCCUUUGCCAAUCCUGAGCAUCUUUUGCAUUGGGCUGUUUGUUGACUCUCCAGAUCGUAACAUUGUUCUCAGCUCCGCUUUGGAGGGUCCCGGGGAAGCAGCCAUGGGGCUGCCCGCCUUGGAGUUCAGCGACUGCUGCCUGGACAGCCCCCUUUUCCGCGAGAGGCUCAAGUCCCACGAAGCCGAGCUGGACAAGACCAACAAGUUCAUCAAGGAGCUCAUCAAGGACGGGAAGACCCUCAUCGCGGCCCUCAAGAAUCUGUCUUCAGCAAAACGGAAGUUUGCAGAUUCCUUGAAUGAUUUUAAGUUUCGAUGUAUAGGUGAUGCUGAAACGGAUGAUGAAAUAUGUAUAGCAAAAUCCCUGCAAGAGUUUGCUGCUGUUCUUAGAAACCUAGAAGACGAGCGCAUACGCAUGAUUGAAAAUGCCAGUGAAGUCCUAAUCACUCCUCUGGAGAAAUUCCGUAAGGAGCAAAUUGGUGCUGCUAAGGAAGCCAAGAAAAAGUAUGACAAAGAGACUGAGAAAUAUUGCGGUGUGUUAGAAAAGCACUUAAACCUGUCUUCCAAGAAGAAAGAAUCCCAGCUUCAAGAGGCAGAUAGCCAGGUGGACGUGGUUCGACAGCACUUCUAUGAAGUCUCCCUUGAGUAUGUCUUCAAAGUUCAAGAAGUUCAGGAAAGAAAAAUGUUUGAGUUUGUGGAACCACUGCUGGCAUUUCUGCAAGGGCUGUUCACAUUCUACCACCAUGGUUAUGAGCUUGCAAAGGACUUCAGUGAUUUCAAAACAGAGCUGACAAUCAGCAUUCAAAAUACAAGAAACCGUUUUGAAGGCACAAGAUCAGAAGUUGAGUCCUUGAUGAGAAAGAUGAAGGAGAAUCCCCAUGAGCACAAAAACAUCAGUCCUUACACAAUGGAAGGCUACCUCUAUGUGCAAGAAAAACGUCAUUUUGGGACAUCUUGGGUGAAACAUUACUGCACAUAUCAGAGUGAUUCUAAACGAAUAACUAUGGUGCCAUUUGACCAGAAGUCUGGUGGAAAAGGGGGAGAAGAUGAAGCCAUUAUCCUCAAAUCCUGCACACGUCGGAAAACAGAUUCCAUAGAGAAGAGGUUUUGCUUUGAUGUAGAAGCAGUUGAUCGGCCUGGAGUGAUCACAAUGCAAGCGCUUUCUGAAGAAGACCGAAGACUGUGGAUGGAGGCAAUGGAUGGCCGGGAACCGGUUUAUAACUCAAACAAAGACAACCAAACAGAAGGCACUGCCCAGUUGGAUAAUAUGGGCUUUAGCAUUGUGAAGAAAUGCAUCCAUGCUGUGGAAACAAGAGGGAUCAAUGAACAAGGAUUAUACAGAAUAGUUGGUGUCAACUCUCGAGUUCAGAGGCUGUUGAGUAUCUUAAUGGAUCCUAAAGCUGCUGAAACGGAAGAUGAAAUUUCUUCAGAGUGGGAGGUUAAAACCAUCACCAGUGCAUUGAAAACAUAUUUGCGAAUGCUCCCUGGCCCACUCAUGAUGUAUCAGUUUCAAAGAAGCUUCAUCAAAGCAGCAAAACUGGAAAAUCAAGAAUCCAGAACCUCAGAGAUCCACAGCUUAGUACACAGACUUCCUGAGAAAAACAGACAGAUGCUCCAAUUGCUCAUGAAUCACUUGGCAAAUGUUGCAAAGAACCACAAACAGAAUCUAAUGACUGUUGCAAAUCUGGGGGUUGUUUUUGGACCAACUUUGAUGCGACCACAAGAAGAAACAGUUGCUGCAAUUAUGGAUAUCAAAUUCCAAAAUAUUGUGGUAGAGAUCUUAAUAGAAAACCAUGAAAAGAUAUUUAACACCGUUCCAGAAACACCACAGUCAAAUUGCCAGCUGCUUUUGUCUCGAAAGAGAAGUAUGGACUCAAAGCCACCAUCAUGCAGCGAGAGACCCUUAACUCUCUUCCAUACUGCACAACCCAGUGAAAAACAGGAAAACAGGAACAGCAUCAUCAACUCCAGCCUGGAAUCAGUCAUAUCAUCAUCAAACAUCAACAGUUUCCUCCACUCCAACAGCACUCCUCAGUCUAACAUGAACUCAAGUGACCCUGACUUAGAAGUGGUUAAACCCAGCAGGCCAAACUCACUCCCUCAGAAUCCAAGUCCAACGUCACCCCUUUCACCGUCCUGGCCUAUGUUCUCCGCACCAUCCAGUCCUAUGCCCACCUCCUCUACGUCCAGCGACUCAUCCCCCAUCAGUUCACCAUUUCGCAAAGCCAGAGCUUUGUAUGCUUGUAAAGCAGAACAUGACUCAGAGCUUUCUUUCACUGCAGGCACUGUAUUUGAUAAUGUUCAUCCAUCACAGGAGCCUGGAUGGUUGGAAGGAACCUUGAAUGGAAAAACAGGAUUGAUCCCUGAGAACUAUGUGGAAUUCCUAUAACUCCAGGCACAUUCGUAAACAACACUGCUGAGCUUUACAUGGUAUCCAUGACGACUGCUGAUGAACGUAUUGUAGAUCGUUUGCUGUUUGCCGCUGUGAAAAGCAAGGUGAAGGACUCCGCUACCUGUUCAGAUGAAUGUUUAUGUAAAUAACAACGUAUGUUUCCUCUUAUGAAAUGUGUUGUUUGUGCAAAGACACUGCAGAAAAUGGAAGAGUCGAAGGACAGGAGGUGGGAGUGCUGCAGAGGCUACUAAGUUCUCCUGCAGAAGGUUUGCACCUAUUUUUUUUGAAAAAAAAUCACAUUUUGUCCUAGAAAGUAGGAAGUCCAUAAGAUGUGUGUAAAUGUGCCUGAACCAGCAUGAUGGCUUCACCCAAGUCUCUCUUUCAUUGGAACGCCUUACAAAAGAAGUGAUUGCAAAAUUGAACCCCUUGAGCUGGCAUGCGGGGAAGAUGGAAGGAAUAUAAGGUUGGAAACACUGGCCGUCAAAAAGAAAGAUCUAAUUUGCCAGAAGGAAAACAUGUCUGUUCCUUUUAUCCUGAGCGGGUGAAAGCAAUGGCUGUAUACAUUAAGCCACUGACUAAUGGCUUUCAUCUGCAGAGAUUAGCCAGCCUUGACAGGAUUCAUCCAUUGUCAACGCAUUAAUAAUUCCAUUGAUGAGAUCUGCAUUGCUACACACACCAACAAGGAUGCCAGCAGUUGCAUUACGGUAAUGCUUUUUAAAUGAUUUUAAUAUUCAGACAAGACAUGCAGCAGAAGCUGAAUGCUUCUCACCAUUUGCAUAGCAGCUGCUAUUUCAUAUAACUGUCAGCAACAUGAAGACAAUAAUAUUUUGGACCAAAGUUUGUGAAGACUUUUUUUUAAAGUGGAAGAUUCUGACAUAAAUCUAGGCAAUCUCUUCCUUUCUGGAGGUCUAGGAGUAGGUCGUAUAAUGUAGCACAUAGACCGUUGGACUUUUGGUCUUUCCGUUGUCACUUACUAGCACAAGGUUUUAGAAACAAGCACUCCCAACCUGUUGUGCACGGCGUCUUUCUUUUUUCUUGGACGUGAACUAUUUUCUGUCACACACAACAGUUAACUUUCUGGUGUGUUGUCUGAUGCUUACUUUGUAGGCUGUACUGGAUGUGGUACUUGCCCUACACAGUCAGCUUGCACAAAAGCUUGUAUUUAUUGUGUAGCUGAGUGAAAUGCAAACACUGAAGUACACACAUGCACAAGAUGUUAGGAGUUGUGUUAUUCACUCUUCAUUCAUGAUGAUGCCUUUCAGUGAUGCCUUUCAUGGGGUAGACUUGCCCAUGUCCUCAACUGCUCUCAAAGUGUUUUGUAUAUUAUGCUCUAUCGCUGUAGAUCUUACAGGGGAGAAUGACAUGCCAAACUUUCCAAAUGAUCAAGCUUGUGUUUUGUUUUUAAAAUACAAAGUUUCAGCUGGGAAUUUCACAGCUGACCCAUCUGCAGAAAUAGCAGUGGGUGCUUUCUGAAGGACUGUGCCCAUUUUGGCCCUUACCUUCAGUACGCUCAUACAUUUGUGAUUAUCAACUUUGUUUCUGCUUUAAAAUGUACUUUCUAAUUUAAUCUUUCAAUUCUUGCGUGGUCCCAUUGGUGUACGUUUCACUGACCAUUUGUUUCGAAAUUGAGAUGUAAAUAUGGUUGAUUUGAAAUAUUGUGAAGUAAAUGGGUUUUAUAUAUUCUGAUUUUUAACAGAAGUGUAAUAAAUGACAUAUUCAGUGGACAUUCGAAACCUGUUUAACUGGAGAUGUAGAGGCAAGCACAAAUACAACAUUUGAGAAAACAA